Molecule: messenger RNA, 2447 nt
Organism: Paramuricea clavata
Lineage: Eukaryota; Metazoa; Cnidaria; Anthozoa; Malacalcyonacea; Plexauridae
Source: the annotation of a GenBank genome assembly
AUGGCGACUGGCCGAAUCAAUGUAGCUCCAAUGGCGCCAUUUGAUCCUAUGUCCGAUCCAAACUCUCUCAGUCAGCGCUGGAAAACGUGGAAACGACGAUUUGAAACAUAUCUUGUUGCUCUGAAUGUGACUGAAAAGAAACAAAAGCGGGCUCUCUUGCUGUACCAAGCUGGCCAAGAGACUCAGGAUAUUUUUGAUACCCUUGUUGACAUCGGCGAAGACGACGACUAUGAUUCCGCUAUCGCUGCCCUCGAUACGUAUUUUUCACCUAAAAAACAUGUCGAUUUUUAAAUUUUUAAGUUUCGUGAAGCCAAACAACAACCACAUGAAACAAUCGAUCAGUUUUCAACUCGUCUUAGGAAGCUGGCGGCAACCUGUGACUUCGAAAAUAUCGACAAGGAAGUAAAAUCGGCCAUAAUUCAAAACUGUUUAUCGAAACGUCUACGACGCUACGCCCUGCUUGACUCGGAAGUUACGCUAGCCAAGAUUCUCGCAAAAGGCAGAGCUUUUGAACUCAGUAAAUCGCAGGCAACCGGCAUUGAAAACGCACUUGACUCAACACACAUUUCUGACGAAGUAGUUGAAGCUGUCCAUCCUACAACGAAACAUAACAACCAUCGUGAUAAACAACAUACAUCGUUUCACCGCCAAGACUUUUACACCUCAUCAGAGGGUCGGAAUUGUGGGGGGCCCUGGCCCCAUAACAACAAUAUUUGUCCCGCGAAAGGAAAAUCUUGUCUGAACUGUGGAAAAUCAAACCAUUUUGCGAAAGUCUGUCGUAGUGCUCGCAAGGCUCGCGUCGGUCAACAAGAGAAUCGAAGGCUUUCAAAAAAAUACCACAAAAACAAAGUUCACAAGAUUUAUGGCAAACCCUCCAGCAGUGAAAGCAGUAGCGAGGAUGAAUUUAUUUUUACUCUGAAACCGACAGGUAGAGACAAAACAACUCCACAGGUUCAAAUCUCGGUCAACACCACCCCUAUCAACAUGGUUAUCGACACUGGUGCUUCCAUCGACAUCAUCGAUGAACUUGCUUUCAACACCUUGCAAAAACAGAGACCCAUAGCCCUUCAACGUUCCAAAACACGUAUUUUUGCAUAUGGAGCUACAAACCAGCUACCUGUUAUGGGACAAUUUCUUGCAACUCUAGAAUGUUUGACUGGUGCAACAACCACGCAAGUUCAUGUUAUCAAAGGAAAUUUUGGUUGUUUGCUAAGCUAUCAAACGGCAUCUGCUUUGGGUCUAAUCAUGCUGAAUGUUAACAAUGUGAAACCGGAACAUGCCACCCAUGAACAACUGAUGAAAGAGUAUGCCCAUCUGUUCAACGGAAUUGGCACUCUUAAAAAUUUUGAAGUUAAAUUGCACAUUGAUGAUACUGUCCCUCCAGUAGCACAAACCCCCCGUCGUAUUCCUUUCAACAUGCGGCAAAAGGUCUCAGAUGCGCUCGACACGUUAGAAAGUGAUGGAAUUAUUGAAAAAGUAUCAGAUGCCACUCCUUGGGUCAGUCCAUUAGUUGUUAUCCCAAAGAAAGAUGGUGAGAUCAGGCUAUGCAUUGAUAUGCGCAUGGCUAAUCAGGCAAUUCAACGCGAAAGACAUCCGACCCCAACUGUGGAUGAUUUAAUUCACAAAUUAAACGGCGCCACCAUAUUUACAAAGCUUGAUCUUCGCUCGGGAUACCACCAGUUAUCUCUCGCUGAGGAAAGUCGACACAUAACCACAUUUGUAACGCACAAAGGACUCUACCGCUAUAAGAAGUUGAAUUUUGGCACCAAUUCGGCAAGUGAAAUCUUCCAACAUGUAAUUAGCGAACAAGUCCGUGACAUUCCGAAUGCCAUCAACAUUAGUGAUGACAUAAUUAUCUUCGGCAUAACCCAAGCUGAGCAUGACAAAGCUCUUCAUGAAAUUUUUGAGCGGUUUUCACUCAUUGGAUUAACCUUCAACAAAGACAAAUGUGAGUUCAUGCAGUCAAUCGCAGCUCACAUUUUUUGGUUUUGUCUUCUCAGGUGAUGGCAUUUCACCGGAUCCAGCGAAGGUUUCAGCAAUUCACAACUGCCAACCUCCAAAUUCAAUUAAAGCUGUUCGGAGUUUCCUUGGGAUGGUGACAUAUUGUGCGAAAUUUAUCCCUAAUUUCAGUGAUCUCACAGAGCCUUUGCGAGAAUUAACAAGAAAAAAUGUGCCUUUUUGCUGGACAUCUAGGCAUGCUAAAUCCUUCAACGCAGUAAAAGCUGCCCUCACAAGUGCAACAGUUAUGGCAUAUUUUGAUCAAACCAAGGAAACAGAACUUAUCACUGAUGCAUCACCUUUUGGUCUCUCAGCUGUUCUGACACAGAAAGUCCCAGGAUCAGACCAACGAAAUGUUGUUGCAUAUAUCAGUCGUUCGCUGUCGGAUGUUGAGAGACGAUACUGUCAAACAGAGCGAGAAGCUCUUGCAAUUGUGUGGGCAAUUGAAC